UGACAAAUCAUACACCAACUUGACCAAAGUGGUUACUGAAAUCAGUUUUCCAGUUCUACCUUCGAUUCAGAAGAUUCUUAUCCCAUCAUGAUGAGUGGGUUCUUGAAGUUUGCCUUCGUGUUGGGCAUGUGUGCCGUCGCUGUGACUGCCAAGUCCGUACAGAUCAAAGACAUCGAGAGAGUGGAGAUGACUUCCGAGGAAAAGGAGUUCUUCUUGAAGAUGGUGUCGGUUGCGAAGAAGGCCAGCAUGUACGGUUUGAGCUCGGAUGCUAAUUUGUAUGAGCCAGCAAUCUCUGCCAACGGACAGUGUUCGGUGUCGGGAGAUGUCGGGACCUGCUCAGGAGCCAUUUCCGUUCCAAUAGACCUAGGGUUUUGGUCAUAUACUAUCGAUGUCAAUGCUGAGCUGAUUGUUGACUACAUCCCGGAGAACUACGGCGUUCACAUCAUCCUGAGAGUCAACGGGGACACCAUCGUCAACCAGGAGGUGUCGGCUGUGAAUCCGCCAUAUGUGUGCGUCGGUAUUGCGAAGUUCCUGACCUUAUGUCUGAAAAUUUCAGACAUCAACAUAAGUGGUAGCAACUUUCACGCAUGCUUCGGUAUUGUAGGUAGGGUCCUCUUUGUCGACGUUGCGAACUUGAACCUUGGAUGCAUCGACGUCUAAACAAAAUAAAAACAAUUAUUAUACUAAUAAUAACAUUAAUACAAAAUAAUAAUAAUAACCAGUGUUUUCCCUCACGACGGAUGACGUUUUAAUUAUCACUAGCUAUCGAAAAAAAUACGUACAGGCCUAUACUACACUCUGAAAACAGAUUGUCAACAUAUUUGUAUAAGCGUAAAAGCAGUGAA
This is a messenger RNA of Asterias rubens (European starfish), 845 nucleotides long. RefSeq lists its product as uncharacterized. The record is from RefSeq and is a predicted model, not a curated record. The coding region runs from base 88 to 660 and encodes 190 amino acids. NCBI's taxonomy places the organism in Eukaryota, Metazoa, Echinodermata, Asteroidea, Forcipulatida, Asteriidae. The transcript has 5 exons.